AUUUUCCAACGAAUCGGGAGUUUCUCGACCGAGCUGCUCUGGCGUUAAAAGAGACAAACAUCACAAACGAAGAAAUAAUACACCAACAUUAAUGGAACAAUUGAAUGAUCCACUUAUUAAUAAUAAUAAGUCUGACACUCCGUGUAAAAAUAACAGAAAAUCUCAAAGUACCGAUGAAGAAAUCAGUCUUAAGUAUUUCUCGGAUUUCGAUAGUCCAAUGAAGAGCUUUAAUUCAUCAACAGAGAGUAAAACUAAUAAACCUGAAAGCAAAAACCCGCGCAAGACAUCGUCAAUUAAACGUUCUCUAACUGAGGCACUUCUCAAAAUCGAUAAAGUGAAUGAGAACAUAAGGAAGUUUAUUAGUGAUACGAAGCAUGAAACACAGCAUGCCUACCAAUCUAAAAGUGAAGAACAAAAAGAAAACGGUAACGAGGAAAUAGCAUUUGAUGCAGUGAAUUCUUCAAAACGUUCUGUUAAAAGAAUGAUAUCGUUCGAAUAUGGCGCGACUGGAAGUGACGAUGAAAUUGAAAAUGCCGAUAUACUAAAAGAAAUUGUAUUGGACACGCACAAAACCAUCUUCCCAACUGAGAAAAAAGAAUCUGAAAAAAAUAUCGUCACGAGUCAGCCACCACGGCAAGGCGAGUGCGACCAAUGUGCAUAUAUAGAGACGAAUUAUCUUGCUCUGUAUACGAAACUGAAAAUGGCGAUUGCUAAGCUAAAAGAGAAAAGACACAUUAUAUGUAAAAAUGAAUCGACGAUUGAACAUCUCAAUAAAAAGAUAGAAGAACUCACAAGCGAGAUUACUACUCUAAGGAUGGCGGAAUUCGAAGUAAGAGAUAUGAAUUUAAAAAACAGGAUAUUAGGAAAGGAGUUGCAGGAAUUUAGACGUUUAAUUACGGAGAUUGGAAAGGAAUAUAAACAGAAGUUAACAAAUUACUACGAACAAGUGAUAAUGCAUGAAAAGGAAAAAAUUGCUAACGAGAAGGACAAGAUUAUGCUCAAAUUGGAACAAAGAAACAUCGAGAUGUUGAAAAACAUUGAGAUAAACCAGAAGGAGUUGACCUAUGUUACAAAGCAAUUAGAACUCAUACAUAAGGAGUAUUUCAGUUUUAAAAAACAAAUGUUCGAGAGACGUUUGGACGACCAAUACGAAAAAACUAAGAUCUCAAUAGAGAAGAUCAAAUAUUUUUACGAAAUUACACUUAAUACAAUGACUGCAAUAAAGGCUACGUUUGAACAAAUUUUGGGAAAUGACAUGCACAUGAUGGAAACCUUACAAUUUUGGCAAGAUAAUAUCAAUUUCUUGAAUAAUGAGUUGAAAGAUUGUCAGGAAUUGUACACGCAAAUAAAUAUUCAGUUAAAAAAUAAAGAAUUUAUUAAUAGAAGCAACGACAUACCGUGGAUGGAAUAUAAGGCACCCAUACAUUCUACCACGACUUUGUCUAUAUUCGUGAACGACAUGUUGGUGGACUUUUAUAACAAAUUAAUAGAAAAGUGGAGCCUAGAUAUUUCAUCUAUCUCGCCAGAUAUGUUGUCAAGCAAAUACAAACCUCUUAAACAUGAAUAUUAUAAGACAAAUGUUAGCAGUGACGACCAAACUGCUGUACAUGAAGCGACGAACAAGCCAGUUGUCAGAGGCAUUGUACCUGAAACAAGCGUUUUACAAACGGAAAGGGACAGUCCUAUAGAUUUCACAUGUUUUGAAACUCUACAUCUCUCUUUAGAAUCAAAUGAAGAUGACAUAUCUAAGGUAUCGUUUACAGAUUAUGAAACUCAGAAAAUCCCAGUUGAGCUACCUGAAAGUUUUCUAGACUUUUUAGACAAUAAUGCCAACUACAGUGAAUGCGAAGAAGCAGAAAAAACUCUUAUCAAAUAUGACGAACAGCAAGAUAUUAAUCAAUUUUAUAAAUUAGUACAUUCAACACCGCAAAAUACAACUAUUUCAAACGAUGAUAAGAUGUUCUGGAAGCAGAAGAAAAGAGGCAAAUCGAUGACGGAGUAACGACAAGUAAUAAAGAAGUAACUUUAGAUAAGGUUGAUGAAGAUAUUAACAAGGAAAUAAUUACAAACAAGUUCGGUGGAACUAGUAAUGAAGAAGUAAUUCCAACGGAGCAAAGUGAUAGCAGUAACAGUACAAAAUAUUGUCCAAGGAAAACUACCUCAGGGAAUAGCUAUUCAAGAGAUAUUAGCUCAAAUGCAUUCCAUUCAGAAAAAGUUACUCCAGAGAAAACUACCUCAGAAGAAAUCUGUUCGGGAAAAGAUCAUUUAGAAGAGUACCUCUUCAGGAAAGGUUAGUUCUUAAGAAUUGUAAUAUCCGUGAGAAAUCAAUUGAAAAGUAUAUUUGUUGCAUAUUUUCUAUCUUUUAGAUUUAAAUUUUAUAUUGUCCUUUCCUGCUUGCUUCAUUUUAUGUAGUUUACUUUAUUAUUUCAUGAGAAAUCUUUCUCGAAUUCCUUGAUAUUAGAGGA
This is a messenger RNA of Dinoponera quadriceps, 2465 nucleotides long. RefSeq lists its product as uncharacterized. The record is from RefSeq and is a predicted model, not a curated record. The coding region runs from base 92 to 2002 and encodes 636 amino acids. The transcript has 12 exons. NCBI's taxonomy places the organism in Eukaryota, Metazoa, Arthropoda, Insecta, Hymenoptera, Formicidae.